Molecule: messenger RNA, 3888 nt
Organism: Laetiporus sulphureus 93-53
Lineage: Eukaryota; Fungi; Basidiomycota; Agaricomycetes; Polyporales; Laetiporaceae
Exons: 22
Coding region: 1-3888 (1295 amino acids)
Biological process (GO): transmembrane transport
Cellular component (GO): membrane; fungal-type vacuole
Molecular function (GO): ATP hydrolysis activity; ATP binding; ABC-type peptide transporter activity
Source: RefSeq, a predicted model, not a curated record
AUGCCGGAGGACAGCGCAGACUUGUUGUCCUGGUCGAACUUCUCGUUCGUUGAGCCGAUAUUCUCAGUGGCCCAGAAGCGGACGCUGAAUGAAGGCGACGUGUGGAGCUUGUCCCCGUACUUCAAGCACAAGAACGUCUUCAGCAAGUAUCUCAGAUACAGAGAGCAGCACCCCACCCACUCCCUCCUACGCUUCCUGUUAGUCUCGAACUCUCUGGAUCUGAUCCUUGACAUCGUGCUAGAAAUGUGGAGCGCCGUGUUUGGUUUCGUCCCUCCCUUCGCACUGCAGCAAAUCCUGUCCGCGCUCGCGGACCCAUCUCCGGAAUCAAGGCGCGCCGCGUACGUAUUCGCGCUGGUAGCCUUCCUGGCCAAUCUGUCGUUCGCACAAGUGGACCUCUAUCAGACGUGGUACACGCGUCGAUGCUAUGAGCGUACACGGGGCCAGCUGUUCUGCGCGUUGCACUACAAGGCACUGACGAGACGAGAUGUCGGCGGAAAGAGCUCUCACGACGGUGAAGAGAACGAGAACGCUGACCUUGGCAAGAUCGUCAACUUGAUGCAAGGCGACGCCUAUGCCGUGGCGCAACGGUUCUGGGAAUUCUCGGGAGUCUUCACUGCCCCCGUCCGCCUGGUGAUCGCUAUGUUCUACCUGUAUCAGAUCCUGGGCUGGAGCUCGCUCGCAGCUGUCGCCGUUGUGCUGGUCGCAUACGUCCUCAAUUACCCGCUCAUGAAGUUUUCGAUCUAUAUCACGAGAAACUCCUGGAAAAUAAGAGAUAAGCGAAUGAGUCUUGUGAACGAGCUGUUCCAGAACAUCCGUUUCCUCAAGUUUUAUGGAUGGGAAACACGGUGGACAGAGCGUGUAAAAGAAGCAAGAGAGACCGAGUUGAAGUGGCGCGUGAAAGACAAUAUCGUCUCCGUGCUGAUCGUCUUCAUCUGGUCCUGGAUGCCGUCGGCGACAGCUGUCGCUGUGUUCCUGUGCUAUACCCUCAUUGCAGGCGAGAAACUGACAGUGGCGAAGGCAUUCACAUCGAUUGCGCUGUUCUCGUAUUUGCAGGGGCCGAUGACGGCACUGCCCGGACAACUUUUCGCUUUGUUCCGUGCAUACGUCAGUAUGCAGCGUAUAGAGGCGUUCCUCAAAGAGGCGGAGGUGCCCGACUGGGCGUCUUCCUUGAAGAAGCCGCCCAGUUCGGAGACCAUCGAUCAAGACGAAAUCAGUUUUGAGGAUGCCCGGUUUGAGUGGGAUGUCUCUCCAAAAGACACCCCGUCAAGGUUUCAGCUGGGCCCACUGAACAUACGGUUUCCCGAAGGCAAGUUGACUUUGGUCAGCGGGGCGACCGGAUCUGGCAAGAGUGCUUUAUUAGCUGCUCUCCUCGGCGAGAUGCAUUGCUUGUCUGGACGUGUCAUCUUAAACAAGUCCGGUCACAGAGUAGCAUAUUGCGCGCAGAAUCCAUGGCUUGAACAUGCGACAAUCCGAGAAAACAUAAUCUUCAGCUGUGCAUAUGGCUACGAUGAACAACGGUACCAGGCAGUCAUCGAGGCUUGCGCGCUUGUCCACGAUCUAGAAAUAUUCGACGCCGGCGAUCAGACAGAAAUUGGUGAGAAGGGAAUCACACUGUCGGGUGGACAGAGGGCCCGUAUUGCGCUGGCACGAGCCUUAUACUCCCAAGCAACGUGCAUCCUACUCGAUGAUCCUCUAGCUGCCGUCGACAUGCACACCGCUCAGCAUCUCGUCAAGAAAGCGCUUUCGGGAGAACUAGCCAAAAACCGGACCAUCAUUUUGGUGACGCAUCACAUUAGUCUUUGCCUUCCCAUUGCAUCCUACCUCGUCGAGCUCUCGAGCGGCACUGUUGUCCGCCAGGGAUCUAUCCAAGACUUGCAGCGACAGGGCCAACUUACAACGUUCGUAGAAGCAGAAGACUUGACGGUAGAACCACAGACAUCUCCUGCCUCAUCCUCGGCGGCUGUUGUUGUGAAUGAAGCUGACCUACUCAGCGGCGAGCAAGAAACUGACUCAAAGCCCGAACCCGCGAACGGGAAGCUGAUCGAAGCCGAAGCUCGUGCAGAGGGUCGGGUGUCUUUGCAGACUUACUUGACCUAUAUACGGGCUGCUGGCAUCUUCUCCUGGUUCCUGACGAUAGUCCUGAUGAUACUCAUCCGCCUGAUCACGAUCGGCAAUCAGUUCUUUUUAGCGAGAUGGGGUGAGGCCUAUGAGCGCAGUGGAUCUUCCAUCAUGCGAGCCCUUAUACGCGUUCCGCCGAUCUGGGAACGCCUUCCUCCGCCGGAGCUCGACGUCAGACCCUGGCUAGUGAUCUUUCUGUGCAUCUCCCUAUCGGGCGCGUUUUCCGUGAUCGCCUAUAUCUCCCUUGGAUUCUAUGCGAGCCUUCAAGCCUCUCGAUCCCUGUUUGCAUCUAUGCUCCAAAGGCUCACUGCUGCUCCUUCCCGAUUCUUCGACGUCACCCCGAUCGGACGGAUACUCAACCGAUUCACGUCAGACAUCAACACGGUUGACUAUGCAUUGCAAGCCUCUGCCCGUGCGGCACUCUCGGGAUGUCUCAACUUCCUCGCCUCCUUAUGCGUGAUUUUGUGGGUCGUACCUUCAUUUGCACCCUUUGCUCUGUUCAUUGCUUGGCUGUACAUCCGGCUUGCCCCGCCAUACGUGCGAGCGUCGCGCGAUCUCAGACGGCUUGAAUCGGUCUCUCUUUCGCCCGCGUUCGCUGGUUUUGACGAGCUGCUGAGAGGAUUGGCUCACGUUCGUGCGUUUGGUAUGGAGCAGAGAUAUCAGGAUAGAUUCUACCAACGUGUGGAUAAGUUCCAGUCAUUUGAUCAUGUCUAUUGGCUUGUGUCCGCAUGGUUGCAAUGGAGAUACGAUUGCCUCGGAUCGGUGGUGGUAUUCCUGACGACGACGUUCGCCUUGUGGACCUCUGUAUCCUCCGGCUUCGCCGCCUUAGUGAUCGUGCAAGCAGGAGUAUUUGCGGAUGCAUCGAGAGAUCUCGUACGCGUUCUUGCACAGCUUGAACUCGACUUCAACUCUGUUGAGCGUAUAGUGGAAUAUCUAGUCGCACCUCAAGAAGCACCUGCAAUCCUGCCGGAUAGUAGACCGCCGGCAUAUUGGCCAUCGAGUAACGGAGAGCUCGUGGUGCAAGAUCUUGUUGUGCAAUAUGCCCCAGCGCUUCCAGCAGUACUGCAGCACGUGUCAUUCACUGUGAGACCUACAGAAAAGAUCGGAAUUGUCAGGAAAUCGACUCUUGCGCUCUCAUUGUUACGGAUCAUAGAACCAAGUGAAGGAAGAAUCAUAAUAGACGGUGUCGACAUCAGUAAAAUCGGCUUGGAUGACUUGCGAACUAGAAUUACGAUCAUCAGUCAAGAUGUCUCACUUUUCUCGGGGACGAUCAGGAGCAAUCUCGACCCUUUCGACGAGCACACUGACGAGGAAUGCUGGGAUGUAUUGGAAAGAUGUCAUUUGACGUCCAUCCUGCGCCGCUCAACCGGCAAAUCUGGAGAAAGCGAAAUUGCGUUGGACAUGCCGAUCAGUCAAAUUGGCUCGCUGAGCGCUGGCGAGCGACAGCUAGUUGCAAUGGCGCGCGCUGUGCUACGACGGAGUAAUAUAGUAAUAAUGGACGAGGCAACUUCGCAGAUAGACUCUAAGCUCGACGACGAGAUUCAACGAACUAUUCGUGAAGUGUUCACCGGGGCCAUAGUAAUCACAAUCGCCCAUCGACUCAAAACGGUAUUGGACUACGACCGCGUCCUUGUCAUGGGCAACGGAGAGAUCCUGGAGUUUGACACCCCAAAGGCCUUGAUAUCCAAGGAGGAUGGAGCUUUCAGCGGGAUGUGUCGAGUCAGCGCGGAUUGGAGGGAAUUAACUGCGAUCGUGCAAAAGGAUAAUUAG